This is a messenger RNA of Phacochoerus africanus (Common warthog), 2319 nucleotides long. It is a transcript of the gene BTBD18, whose product is annotated as BTB domain containing 18. Bases 1 to 2319 code for a protein of 772 amino acids. The record is from RefSeq and is a predicted model, not a curated record. Gene Ontology annotation, biological process: positive regulation of transcription elongation by RNA polymerase II. The transcript has 3 exons. Gene Ontology annotation, molecular function: protein binding. Lineage: Eukaryota; Metazoa; Chordata; Mammalia; Artiodactyla; Suidae.
AUGGGGAUGACGUAUUCAGGCAGACGUAAGCCCCAGGGCGGGGGAAGGAGGACAGACGUCGGGCCCGCGACGGGCUGUGCGCGAGGUCGGCGGCGCGAGAUCUGUGGCCCUGUCCGCGUGGCCUCAGGCUCUCGCUGUCACUACUUCCCAGUGCAUGAGGGUGCCUGGACCGCAGUGUUUGACGUGAACUAUUUGGAGCUUCAGUGCCACCUGACAGAAAACUUCAUGCCAAGAAAGGAACAGCCACCGUGCAGUGAGGCAGUACCAGCCCACUGCUGCAUCCUGUCCGCCUGCAGCCCCUUCUUCACAGAGCGCCUGGAGCGGGAGAGACCAGCUCAAGGUCGGAAGGUGGUGUUGGAGCUGGGGGGCCUGAAAAUCAGGACACUUAGGAAGCUGGUGGACUUCCUGUAUACCUCAGAGAUGGAAGUAUCUUGUGAAGAAGCCCAGGAUGUGCUUUCUGCUGCCCGUCAGCUCCGUGUAUCUGAGCUCGAAUCCCUUCAGCUCGAAGGUGGGAAGUUGGUAAAAGCCCCUCAGGGACGAAGACUGAACAGGGAGUGCCUACAACCUCCAAGUGCUGCACCAAUCUCUGCCAGGGUGGUGGCAUCCAACCGCCGCCCUCGAACUCCACUGCCUGUUACCCAGACACCCUGUCCUCUUGGGGCAGUGAGAUUGAAGUCCUCAGGGAAGGAGGAGGGGCCCCAAGAGAAGAGCAACCGACAGAAUACAGAGAACUUGUCUGGCACUCUCUUGCUCAAGAGGAAGGCCAGAGCCUGCCCAACUCCUCAAGAAAAAAGCUCUUCACCAUCAAGCCACAGUCAGGGACCUCAGAACAAGACUGGCCCUACCCUUGGUCCUACAGCACUUUCCCCACCCAGCUUGUACCCCUCUAUGGAUGAGCGACUCUUGCCCAGAAAGAUCAGGUUAAGUCGUUCAAAGCCACCUCCUGACGUCUGUACAUCCAAGCCUGCCAGUCUUUUAAGUGGACCCAGCUCAGUGCCCACAGCCCCUGGCCGGCGUCUUUGGCGGCAGAAGAGUGUAAAUAAAGAAGCACCAGAGGACAAGCAGAAAACAGGGCAAGCCAGUCCUCUCCAGAGCACCCCAAGCCCAUCUGGUCUUGGAAAGGCUUGUGGGAGCAAGAAGCGGAGCCCUGAAGUCAGAGCACCUAACUUGGACUCUGCAGAGGAGGGGCAGGUUGGGAGAGUGAAACUUCGCAAGGUUGUCAACGGAACCUGCUGGGAGGUCGUGCAAGAGCCUCCUCUCAAAAACUCUCAAGGCAGCCCUCAGAUCCCAGCACCCGAGGACCUGGAAGAGCCUCCAGGGACUCAGCCAUCCUCAGUUAACGAGGAGGAAAUGUCAUCUGCUAGAACAGACCCGUGUGAGGACUCCCCUGUGUGCUCUAGGCUGCGAGAUAUUCUGCUCUCUGCCAGCUGUUCCCCAGACCACCCCGUGGUGAAGUCUGAGUUUGGGUCCAGUCCAGAGCUGGUAGGGAAAGGACCUGGAUUGGAUACGGACUGCAGAGAGCCCUAUGCAUUUGACACAGCCUUGCUUGGGCAGCCCUGUGAAGCUGAGGAGUACCGAAUCACAAGUGCUGCUGCCACCAGCGAGCUGGAGGAGAUCCUGGACUUCAUGCUCUGUGGCUCAGACAUCGAGCCACCCAUAGGGUCAAUGGAGAGCCCCCGGGCUGAGGGCUACAGGACCCCUAGUUAUCACCUGACAGAAACAGGAAAGAACUGGAUCGAAGGGCAAGAAUGGUGUUUGCCAGACACUGAGCUCUGGCCCAGGGAGCUCACAGGAUUGGAAAAGGAACCUGUUGGUGAGAACAAAGGGCCAAUUGAGCCUUUUAGCCCCCUUGUCAUGCCCUCUGAGAACAAAGAGCCAGUUGAACCUCUGAGCCCCCUUGUCAUGCCCUCUGAGAUGAGUGAAGGGGAGGUGCUCUCUGUGGAAGGCUCUUGGACUCCAGAUCUGGAAAUUACCCGCUCCCAGCCACUGGAUGGUGAGAGAGACAAGCUACUCCACAUUGACUCCCUUGACCCCCCUCCACAAAGGUGCCAUGGGGACCUCUCGCCUUCUUGUUCAAACUGGGUAGAGACUGGGCUGGACAUGUCCCUAACUAUGGAUGAAGUGUUAUACCCUGCUCCAGAGGCAGGCAAGGAGGCAUCUGGCAACUCUGAGUUGUUGGGUCCACUUCCUGCCAGCCCUGAAGAGGAAGAGAUUGAUGUGGUAGACUGGACCUCAGAGGGCACUGUGCCCACGAGUAUUCCCUCUGUAUGGCCCGACCCUUCCUCAGAGUCAGAAACAGAGGUGGACAUUCUAACGUAG